This is a messenger RNA of Neopsephotus bourkii (Bourke's parrot), 2694 nucleotides long. RefSeq names its product gamma-aminobutyric acid receptor subunit rho-2. The coding region runs from base 250 to 1890 and encodes 546 amino acids. The transcript has 9 exons. Lineage: Eukaryota; Metazoa; Chordata; Aves; Psittaciformes; Psittacidae. Gene Ontology annotation, biological process: chemical synaptic transmission; monoatomic ion transmembrane transport; signal transduction. Gene Ontology annotation, cellular component: membrane; synapse; neuron projection. The record is from RefSeq and is a predicted model, not a curated record. Gene Ontology annotation, molecular function: neurotransmitter receptor activity; GABA-A receptor activity; extracellular ligand-gated monoatomic ion channel activity.
UCAAAGCAUAUAUGUUUUACAGUUAUACGAACAUCUGAAAUGUGGCACAGGUGCCUUACAGUUGAAAAAGAUGCCAUGCAAAGAAGCAGAAAAUCUGUAAAGCCUGCUGCACAGAGACAGCCUGGUUUUACAGUCUGGCAGGAGGAUAGCCCUGUCCUGAGAUUAGGGGAUUGAGCAAAAAGCCAGCGUCCAGAAUUGCGGGUUUUUUACAUAACAGCUUUAGUAAAUAUCCUUUAGGACCCAGUGGAAAUGUUUGGUGAAGCAAACUUCACGAGUAAUGGCCAAUCGUUAAGUGGUGAUGAGGGAAGAGCUGGGAGUGAGAAGCCCCUGAAAGCCUGUCAAAACCAUCACUUCGGGAAGGCAGCAUUUCUGCCGCUGAUAGCCGGCGAGCGCGCAACAGCGGAAUUAAGAGUUGAUUCAAUGUUUAAAGCCGGGGGGACUGGUGCUGCAGGAGGUUACUGGAGUGGAGAGUGCUCGGUUCCUGUUACCAGCAGGAUGCCUUAUUUUGCAAAACUGCUUUUAUUAAUCUUCUGCUUAGUUCUUCUUGUGGAAAGCAGAAAACACAGGAGGAGGAGGUGGACAAGCCAGCUGGACGUGCAGAGGGCAAGUCACAUCUACAAAAGGAACCAUGACGUGACCAAAACCUGGAAAGGAAAGACAGAGCAGCUUCUCAGGGUCGAUGACCACGACUUCACCAUGCGGCCAGCUUUUGGAGGCCCUGCAAUUCCUGUUGGGGUGGAUGUGCAAGUUGAGAGCUUGGACAGUAUUUCUGAGGUUGACAUGGAUUUCACUAUGACUCUGUACUUAAGGCACUACUGGAAGGAUGAGCGUCUCUCAUUUCCCAGCACCACCAACAAGAGCAUGACCUUCGAUGGCAGGCUGGUGAAGAAGAUCUGGGUCCCUGACGUCUUCUUUGUGCAUUCCAAAAGGUCCUUCAUCCAUGAUACCACCACAGACAACAUCAUGCUGCGUGUGUUCCCUGACGGUCAUGUCCUCUACAGCAUGAGGAUCACAGUGACAGCAAUGUGCAACAUGGACUUCAGCCGCUUCCCCUUGGACUCUCAGACGUGUUCUCUGGAGCUGGAAAGCUAUGCUUACACUGAUGAAGAUCUGAUGCUGUAUUGGAAAAAUGGGAAUGAAUCUCUGAAAACUGAUGAAAAGAUUUCUUUGUCUCAGUUUCUAAUACAAAAAUUCCACACUACAUCAAGACUGGCUUUCUACAGUAGCACAGGGUGGUACAAUCGCCUCUAUAUAAACUUCACUUUACGCCGACACAUCUUCUUCUUCUUGCUCCAAACCUACUUCCCCGCCACCCUCAUGGUCAUGUUGUCCUGGGUGUCCUUCUGGAUCGACCGACGAGCAGUUCCUGCCAGAGUCUCUUUGGGGAUAACCACUGUGCUGACCAUGUCCACGAUCAUCACUGGGGUGAAUGCCUCCAUGCCUCGUGUUUCCUACAUCAAAGCAGUGGACAUUUACCUGUGGGUCAGUUUUGUGUUUGUCUUCCUCUCGGUGCUGGAAUACGCAGCUGUGAAUUACCUGACUACGGUGCAGGAGCGGAAGGAGAGGAAACUGCGGGACAGGUUUCCAUGUACAUGUGGAAUACCUCAUGCAAAAACUAUGAUGCUGGAUGGAAACUACAGUGAAUCUGAUGCCAACAGCCUGGCAGGAUAUACAAGAAACCAGAUGGUCCCAGAGGAAGAAAAACAAGAAAAGAUGGUUGUGCACUUAACUAUGAGCAAUGAAUCUAAUUCAUCAAGGAAGAGAGGCCUGAAGGGCCAUGUGGGCUUGCGCAUCAUCCAGAACACUCAUGCAAUUGAUAAAUACUCAAGAUUAAUAUUUCCAGGCACUUAUAUAUUUUUCAAUUUGAUAUAUUGGUCUGUCUUUAGCUAAGUCACUGCAAUGAGUGAAGCAGAAGGCAUUUACAGAACUCUCUUUUGUUAGUUCUUUUUCAGCCUAAUCUGGAUGAAAAGCCAGAAAACUGAUUAUUUUAUUGCUUCUUUGGAGGGUAAAGGGGAGGACACAUCCUCCAGCAGGCAACUCCAUGCACAGACAUCACGGAGGAACCUGUUGUGCUGGUUACUUUCUAGCCCACACCCCAGCUCCUGUUCGCUUUAUGACAAGUGUAAUUUCUCAUACUUGAACAUAUGUGCUCACCAUUCACCCCAAAGGUGCUCUAUGUUCUUUUGGGGACGGCCACACUGGUGGUGCCUGCUGUGCAAUGGACAACCAGAGACAGUGCUCACAUGGGCUGUCACAGGUUAGACAAAUGCAACUUGCAAGGGAAGGUCUGGAGAGUGCAUCUCCUAUAAGGAACCUAAAUGUGGCCUUUCCUUUCCAAAUCUCUGCUUUUUUAUUUUUCUUUGGCAUUGUUUUUUUUUUUAAAGACCUCCUUUCAGGGACCAAACUCUGCUUUCUCCGGAUAGGAUCUCAAUCAAUACCAUUAAGACAGUCUUCUAGCCAGGAUCAGCUGGGUUGGUUACACGGUGCAGGUGGUAUGUUUGAGUUCGUGGUCAUGUUUAUUCUGGAUUGGAAGUAAUGAGUGAUGAUGAUGCAGAGCAAAGAAGGCUGCAGAUUCACAGAAGACGGCUCCUAGGGUACAUGGGUAAUGAAAACAGGGAGGUUUACACAGGUGUUCUCUAUAUAACUUGAGCACAGCAUGUGGUAUGUAGCAUCUGCCCUCUAAAAUGAGACAGG